Solea senegalensis (Senegalese sole) is the source of this 4418-nucleotide messenger RNA. RefSeq lists its product as uncharacterized. The coding region runs from base 769 to 3987 and encodes 1072 amino acids. The transcript is spliced from 7 exons. Lineage: Eukaryota; Metazoa; Chordata; Actinopteri; Pleuronectiformes; Soleidae. The record is from RefSeq and is a predicted model, not a curated record.
AGUGGGCUGCAAGUCUAAUGAGCUCUCCGUCAUCGUGCUCGCUGAACGCACCGGAGGCUACUGCGGUAAGAUGCGACGAUGCCUCCGCCGCGGCGGAUGAUAUGAUGCGCACUGACCGAGCGAGUGAAGAGAGGGAGACAGAGCGAACGUCCACCGCUGUGUUCGGCUCUGACUGAGACGUUGGGACAGAAGGAUUUAACUGCUGAGCCCCGCUGCACCGCUGUGAUGCAGGCCGACUGAAGGAUGCUCCAGCUCCAGGGAGGGUUUCAUGGGCUUCGUCUGUAAACAGUGUGGAAGCGGAGGGACGUGAAGUGAAGGACACUUAAUCCAAACCUGAAGCGGAGACUCUCUGAAUCAAAUGAGGUCGCUUUGUGGCAGAUGAGUCUGAUGUGGAUGUUUCUUCUCUUCAUCGGGUGACUCAAAGAUAAGGACAACUCUAGCUUCAUGAAAACAACAAUUUUUUGGCAAAAAAAAACUCAGUCUCAGAGAGUCUGAGAGUCUGAGAGUCUCAUCGCUUGUGCUCUGUCUGCUUUGAAUGUUCUCCUUUUGUCAGAAUGAAUCACUGAGAAAUUCAUCAGAGGAUUUCAGCUGUUUCAUCAUCAUCAUGCCCACUGGAUUUCUUCUCAACUUUGAUCUUUCUACCUUUGCAUUGUCACGCUCUAGAUCAAGAAUAGAUUCCUGAUAGUGGCAGUAAUUCCUCUCACAGAUGAGAUUUCAACUUGACCUUACAGACUGAAGGAUAAGUGAGCACAAACUGAUAAAACAUAGAUGAGGCCAACAACAAGCAUCAUGCUCCAGCAGAAUAAUAACAACAACUACCCCUGUCUGAAUAUGUCGGGCUCCACCCGGGAGAUGCUCCAGAAGUGCUCCAGACCCUCUCUGCCUUUCCCCAGCCGCCUGGAGCUGGGCCUCGGAGACCUGCCGCUAAUCCGGGGCCUUCGAGCUUGGGCUUUGUGCUCUAAGAACCGCUGCAAGGCCGGUGGUGUUCUGGGAGGAAUGCAGGCCCCCACAGCGCCACCUGCAGGCCAAGGGAGUUCAACGUCGUGUCCCAGGCCUGCAGAUGUGUACCUGAGUGGGGAGUGGAAUCGCAUGGGGUAUGGACUUCCCUUGGGGCUGGAUGCCCGGCAGGCUGGUAUUGGAGCUUUGGUAACAGUUGCCUCUUUGAAGACCUCAGAGGGCAGCGGGAAGACACAGACUCAGUGCCUCUUCCUCCGGACUGAGAAAGGAAACUGCUUGUACUCGACAGCCAAGCCUGGUUCUAGGGCGAUUACUGGUGCAGUGUCCAGUGGUGUUGGAGGAUGGCUGAGAGGGAAGACAGGAGGUAGAGACAAUCCUGUCGGGAGGAAAGACAAUAGGCCAAAUCUGAUGGUGCAGCCUGGAGCAAACCGGGUAAGAGUGCGAUCAGGCCGGAGGUGGAGGAAGUCUGGCAAUGUAGCUGGCCGUGAGAAAGCGAGCGUGAGCAAAGAGAGGCGGCAGAGGAGCAGGGAGGGUCCUGCAGGAGAAAGGCAGGAAGAGCAGGACAAAGGAGGCCUGGACAGCCUGCAGCAGGACGGCAGGAGAGGCAGGCAAGAGAAGGAGGCAGUAUGCAGAAGUCCCAGAAGCUUCUACAGUGUUUCUUCUAAAACCUAUGCUCAGUAUGGAAGGAGAGCACAGAGAAAGGAGGAUGAAGGUGAGGGAGGUGAAAAUCUGAAAGCAGGUUUCCCAAGCGGACACAACAGUGAUGGGAAAGGAAUGAGGAAGGAGAAGCAAAAGAAUGCGGAAGAGGAGGAUGAGGAGGAAGGAGGCCUGUGUGAGUUAGAGUCUUCUAAUUCUGUUUUGGCUGAAUCAAAACCUGACCUAGAAUCUAACUGCCUUCACCCACAGUCCCUCAGUGGCUGUGAUGGUGAAGAGAACGUCAACAGCAACGAGGAACUGAAGAUACAAACCUCUGACGGCGUUGAAGACAUCUCAGAAAGAGAGCAGGAUACAAACUCUGGAGUUAUGAAAGUAAACAUCAGAAACGAUGACUUCAUUCAUGUCCACUCUGGACAGUUGACUGACAGCUUUACAUCAAGACAUCACAGAGAUUUUAGUGACAGGGCAUCAACUGAAAACCCCUCUGAGGAAAUACUGGCUAAUGUAAACAGAUUUUCUGAUGUAGAGUCACAGAAAGAGAUGGAGAGAGUGGUGGGUGAAGAGAGGAGCGUGAAUGAGAGUCUUUCUAAAUUCUCAAAUGUGUCCAAAUGUGAGGACGUCUCUCUGUCCCCUUGUCUUGCCUCCAUAAGUACUGCAGUCUCUUCUGGGUCCUCUACUCCUGCAGAGGGCAGCAUCCACUCUGCUGACCAUGCGGCUGGUUUGGUUAAAGGAGAAAAAGAGACCGACCGAGAGGGGCGUCCUCCAGAGGAGUCAGACCCUGCCAUCAUGGGUGUUGUCAGACUUGAUCCUCUCGAACCAAACUGUGUGGCUGAGGAGGACAGCAGUGAAGCUCAGAUUUACUUUCAAAAUGAGGAAAACAACAGACAGGUGGAGGAAAGAGAAGCUCCCCCUUCUCCUCUCAGACACACAGAUCCCUCCAUCAGUGGGACCACAACUGAAAACAGUUCUGUGAUGACUGAGUCUCAGUUGAGACACGAGGAGCAGGAGAAUAAAGAGGAGACGAGUGGCAGUGAAGCUGAGGAGGUCCGCAGGAGGGAGCACACCUGCAGAGAGCUGGACAGUGCCAGUGUUAACCGCCAUGACAGCGAGACAAGUGUUGGUGUCAUACUGGAGGACAAUUAUGAAAAAGAGAGCUGUUCAUCUGAGGACAAAGGGAGGCCACAGGGAGGAAGGGAGGAAGAUGAUGAAGAAGACGACACCUGUGGGGAAACAAACGUUGCCCACAGAGAAGAAAAUGGAGAGAUGAGCGCUAACACCUCUUAUGUUGCCUGUGCCAAUCCCAUCACCUCUCAUGCACUCUCUCUGGUUAAUCCUGACCCCUCUCUGGGAUCCAUGGCAACCUGUGUGCAGGAGGAGGUGGAGGAGGGGGUGGAGCUCAGAGCGACAGCAGAAGACGGAGGUCAGGAAGGGAGCUGGAGGUACGGGAGAGAGCCUGAGGAGCUCUGUGAGGAGGACAGGGGUUCCACCCUGGCCACAGAAGACAUACGGAAGGAGGAGGAGGAGGAAGAGGAGGGGGAAGAUGAGUUUGGAGUGUUCAUGCAGGCGGAGGAAGAGCCAUUGUGGAGCGAGGGGAUCAGCAUGUCUGCCUCAGUGCCUUGUGGGAUCAAAGAGAGUGUUGGUCUGGGAAACCACAUACCCACUGCUGAGUCAACCCUCUGGACACCAGGCUGGACGGACAGCUCGUUCCACCAAUCAGACGACGCUUGGACCGCUUUUCCCCAGGAGUCUUCAGAUGAAGGUGGAGACGUUGUGGGACAGUGGUGGCCCCGCAGUGCGGUGAAAGACAGGAGAGACGGCCUCUCAGCCAAUCAGAGCGUGGAGUCUGUCUUUGCCGAGUCCUUCCCCUCGCUGCCCGGCUCGUCCUCAAGUGACCGCUGUGACCUUGACACUGUUCCCACUCUGACCCAGCUCCUCAGAGGCAGAACCAACCAGGACCAGGGGCUGUUGGACAGUUUCCAUGACCUGAACAAAAUGAUUGGCCAGAGAUUCAAGAGAGCCAAUGGCGUGUCACGUGACCUGCUGCUGACGACGUUACACCUGGAGCAGCCGCACACUGAUUCUCCUCCACCCAACAGUUACAAUGUGAUUCAGACAUAUGAGAAGUUUAAUGGCCACACUUACCGAGAGCCACGAAGUGAUGAAGCCAAGAGACGACAGAAAUGCUUCCUGUCCGCGGCGCCGCGGGGUGACUUCUUCCUGCCAUGUGAUCCCAACAUGCCAGGCCCUGGUCAGUACAACCCCAGUGUAAAGUCCUUCCCUCAGAUGACUCUGAUCACCUCCAGACAGGAUCGAUUCAAAGACGCCAUGAACACCAAUCCUGGACCAAGCACUUAUCAGGUAAAGAGGCUGUAAAAGUUACAGUAUAUUCAGUUCAUUCUUAGAAAACAACGUUGAAAAAUAAUAACUUCUCAUGACUUCUCAGGUUCAGUGUGUGAACUGUUGGCUUUCUCUUCUCUCUGUAAUAUUGUCAGGUUUCUGCCUUACUACAGUAAGGAUUGAAAUGAAUUGUAGUGAUGCACGAUGUGAAUAUUUUCAACCCAAUAAUUUCUUUUUUUAUAUAUAAAUUUAAAAAGGUCUUGUGGAUCCAGGUGAGUAAAACAAGCUGAAAUGAAGUGACUGAAGAAUAGUUUUAUAACUCAAGACACUUAACCCCACGUUGCUCCUGGCGGCAGUGCCGGCAGCGCGUGAAUGGGUAUGAAAGAUCAGUGAUGGAAAAGGCGCUGCGCAUAGACGCGCUGUGUGAAAGUGAAUAGGUGUGAAUGGGUGAAUGGUAAAACUGUAGG